Cucurbita moschata (crookneck pumpkin) is the source of this 1149-nucleotide messenger RNA. Its product is annotated as peroxidase 46-like. The transcript is spliced from 3 exons. NCBI's taxonomy places the organism in Eukaryota, Viridiplantae, Streptophyta, Magnoliopsida, Cucurbitales, Cucurbitaceae. Gene Ontology annotation, biological process: hydrogen peroxide catabolic process; response to oxidative stress. Bases 165 to 1145 code for a protein of 326 amino acids. Gene Ontology annotation, molecular function: heme binding; peroxidase activity. The record is from RefSeq and is a predicted model, not a curated record.
UCAAAGCCGUGUGACUUUUAACACUCUGCCACCACCCAACGUCUUCAAUGCCGCUUUAAAGAACACUUCAAUUCAUCUGCCUCCUUUCUCUUUCAUUCCAUUUCCUUAUAAUACUAAGCCAACGCUAAACCAAGGCCACUCCAAACUCCCUUUUAUGCCCAUUCAUGGCUAAAGCGGCGUCGUGUUGGAAGAUAUCCCGCAAGUUUUUUGUUCUUCUGGGUUUGUUUCUUCCGGCCACGGCGGCCUUAUCCUUCGGUUUCUAUUCUGCCACGUGUCCUGUGGCGGAGUUGAUUGUAAAGAAUGCCGUCAGAUCGGCUUCCUCCGAGGACCCCACCGUCCCCGGGAAGCUCCUCCGAUUGAUGUUCCAUGACUGUUUCGUCGAGGGGUGUGACGCUUCUAUAUUACUUCAAGGAAACAAAACAGAACGAACUGAUCCAGCAAACAGAUCUCUUGGAGGAUUUGAAGCGAUCGAUUCCGCUAAAAGAACUCUAGAAUUUUUUUGUCUCGGAAUUGUUUCUUGUGCCGACGUCAUUGUUUUGGCCGCUAGAGAUGCCGUUGAAUUCGCCGGCGGGCCCUCCGUCGAAGUCCCAACCGGCCGACGAGAUGGAAGGAUAUCGGCGGCGACAAACGUCCGACCAAACAUCGUCGACACAAGCUUUUCAGUCGACCAAAUGAUGAGUCUCUUCUCAUCAAAAGGGCUGUCGGCAGACGAUCUUGUCAUACUCUCAGGAGCUCACACAAUCGGAACCGCCCACUGUAGCGCCUUCAGCGACCGCUUCAGAAAGGGUCCAAACGGGCAGAUGACCCUCAUCGACGCUUCUCUCGACGGCACUUACGCCAACGAGCUUAUGCGGCGGUGCCCCGCCGGAGCCGCCUCCACCGUCGUCGUUGACAACGAUCCGGCGACGGCGAAUGUCUUCGACAAUCAGUACUACAAAAACAUUCUGUCGCACAAGGGGCUGUUUCAGUCGGAUUCCGUUCUGAUUAGCGACGGCCGGACCAGGGCCCACGUGGAGAGAUUUGCUAAGGAUCAGAUUGGGUUUUUUGAGAACUGGGGUCAGUCGUUCUUGAAACUUAGUAGUGUUGGAGUUAAAAGUGGGGGCGAAGGGGAAAUUAGACUGUCUUGUUCUACUAAUAAUGUCUGAUAAU